CUGCACCGCCAGCGUGAUUCCCCUCUUCUCCUCCCGGUUUCGCUCGCCCCCAUCUUCCUCCUCCGUCGGCCGUUGCUGUUGCUUGCUCCAGCGAUCUUCCUCCCUCUACCAUACUGUCCACACAUACACAAACCCUACACCCUAGUAGCCCUAGCGAGAGCAUCAAAACACCAUGUUCGAUCGCGCUGUUCUUGCCAGAUUUGUUUAGUCCCCCUCUGAUUAUUCCUCUUUUCUGAAUCUGAAGGGUUCUUUGCUUGAAACGCAGACCUACCCGGGGACCUAUUAAUCCCUCCCCUGUCUCUUUCAUGCUCCCUGCUCCGUUGUAUGUAAAAGCAGUUUCUUUUUCGUGGUCCGGCUAUACUUCCACGAGUUCUUCUUCUUCUUCUUGCCUGCGAGAGCCUUGCUCUGUUUAAUUUCUUCGCCUGCCUGCUUGCCCCUUGCUCCUCGAUCUCCUCGGCUUGAGCAGUUACAUACACCGGCUUCUUGAUCGAUACAUCCUUCACCCAGACAACAACAUCGUCUAGUUCAAUCUUCCACAUAGUUUCUACGGACAAUUCACCGAAAACCUUGGCCAUCACGCACUUUCCUGCCGAUCGGCCGGGCCAGUUCACGGUCACCACGAACACAGACCGUACAAGUCCACAAGAAAUUCCCCUUCCGCCUUGAUUCACUGAGCAGUGAGCACAACCCCGCCACCGUCGUCCAUGGCGCGCGGCGGGCGGUCCGUGUCCCAGCCCGUGGCGGCGGAGCUGCUGCUGGUGCUCGCGGUGGCGCUGUGCGCGGCGGCGAGGCGCACGAGCGCGAUCGGCGUGAACUGGGGCACGCAGCUGAGCCACCAGCUUCCGGCGAGCACGGUGGUGCGGCUGCUGCAGGACAACGGCUUCGACAAGGUCAAGCUGUUCGACGCCGAGGACACCAUCCUCGGCGCGCUCAAGGGAUCCGGCAUCCAGGUCAUGGUCGGCAUCCCCAACGACCUGCUCGCCGACCUCGCCGCCGGCGGCAAGGCCGCCGACAACUGGGUCGCCAAGAACGUCUCUGGUCACGUCCGCGACGGCGUCGAUAUCAGGUACGUGGCGGUGGGCAACGAGCCGUUCCUGGAGACGUUCAACGGGACGUACCUGAAGACGACGUUCCCGGCGAUGCAGAACGUCCAGGCGGCGCUGGUGAAGGCCGGGCUGGCGGACAAGGUGAAGGUGACGGUGCCGUUGAACGCCGACGUGUACCAGUCGCCGACGGGGAAGCCGUCGGACGGCGACUUCCGCGCCGACAUCCACGGCCUCAUGCUCACCAUCGUGCAGUUCCUGGCGUCCACGGGGUCCCCCUUCGUCGCCAACGUCUACCCUUUCAUCAGCCUCUACGCCGACCCAAACUUCCCGCUCGACUACGCCUUCUUCCAGGGCUCCUCGUCCCCCGUCGUCGACGGCGGCGGCGUCACGUACCAGAACACCUUCGACGCCAACCACGACACGCUCGUGGCCGCGCUGCGCCGGAACGGCUUCGGCAACGUCUCCGUCGUCGUCGGCGAGGUGGGGUGGCCGACCGACGGCGACGCCAACGCUAACCUCGACUACGCCCGCCGCUUCAACCAGGGCUUCCUCACCCACAUCGCCUCCGGCCAGGGCACGCCGCUGCGGCCGGGGCCGGUAGAUGCCUACCUCUUCAGCCUCAUCGACGAGGACCGCAAGAGCAUCCAGCCGGGCAACUUCGAGCGACACUGGGGCAUCUUCUACUACGACGGCACGCCCAAGUACCCGCUCAGCCUCGCCGGCGGCAAUGGCUCGACGCUGAAGCCGGCGAGGGGAGUCAAGUACCUGGAGAAGAAGUGGUGCGUGCUGAAGCCGGCGGCGGACCUCGCCGACCAGAAGGUGGGCGACAGCGUCAGCUACGCGUGCGGGCUCGCCGACUGCACCAGCCUCGGCUACAAGACCUCCUGCGCUGGCCUCGACGCCAAGGGCAACGUCUCCUACGCCUACAACAUCUACUACCAGACCAUGGACCAGGACGACCGCGCCUGCGGCUUCAACGGGCUCGCCACCACCACCUCCGUCGACCCGUCCGCCGGGACAUGCCGCUUCAUCGUCGAGAUCGACGUCGGCGCCGCCGCCGCGCCCAGCUCUGCCAUGGCCGGCGUCGCCGUCGGGUGGGCCGCUGCCGUGCUCGCGGCCUUCGUGCUGUCCGUGGUGUUGUGAAACUGAAUCAAGCUUUGGUUUCCCUCGAUCGUCGUCACAUAGAUAAGACCGAUCGUGGUCUUCGCGUGCCCUUUUGUCUUGAGCUCGCUUCUGGUGAUGCCAGGAGAAUUAUUGACUAGUAUCUAGUAUUAAUUUGUUUAUCUUAAUCGCUACUGUUUUCUCUUGGUUUUGGAUAGCUCUUUCUUUGAUUUCAAUUUCGAAAUGUAUGUGUUAGUUAUA
Molecule: messenger RNA, 2408 nt
Organism: Sorghum bicolor (sorghum)
Lineage: Eukaryota; Viridiplantae; Streptophyta; Magnoliopsida; Poales; Poaceae
Product: glucan endo-1,3-beta-glucosidase 6
Exons: 2
Coding region: 705-2189 (494 amino acids)
Biological process (GO): carbohydrate metabolic process
Cellular component (GO): plasma membrane
Molecular function (GO): hydrolase activity, hydrolyzing O-glycosyl compounds
Source: RefSeq, a predicted model, not a curated record